Echinops telfairi (small Madagascar hedgehog) is the source of this 291-nucleotide messenger RNA. RefSeq names its product C-C motif chemokine ligand 27 (gene CCL27). Bases 1 to 291 code for a protein of 96 amino acids. NCBI's taxonomy places the organism in Eukaryota, Metazoa, Chordata, Mammalia, Afrosoricida, Tenrecidae. The transcript is spliced from 3 exons. The record is from RefSeq and is a predicted model, not a curated record. Gene Ontology annotation, molecular function: chemokine activity. Gene Ontology annotation, biological process: immune response; positive regulation of T cell chemotaxis. Gene Ontology annotation, cellular component: extracellular region.
AUGAAAGGGACCAUACCCACUGGUGGCCUGCUGCUGCUACUGUUGCUGCUCAGCCCAGACCCCAGAGCAACACUGCUCAUGCCACCCAGCACGGCCUGCUGCACUCAGCUCUAUCGAGGGCCCCUCCCAAACGAGCUGCUGAAGAAGGUCCUCCACAUAGCACUGCAGGAAGCUGACAGGGACUGUUACCUCCAGGCCUUUGUGCUGCACUUGGCUCACCGAAGCAUCUGUGUCCACCCUCAGAACCGCAGCCUAGCACGGUGGUUGGAGCACCAAGGGAGGAAGCGCUAG